AUGUAUGGUAAUCCCCGAGAUUACGAUACAUUUUCCAUGCUGCGUGCUAGAUCCAAGUCUCUGUUGGAGGAAUGUUAUUCUGCUUUUAUUAACGUAACUGAAGACGCUAUCAAAACGAAUACCAAAGCCUAUUGGAGUUUUGUUAAUAACAGAAAAGCUAAAAAAGGUAUAAGUGCAUCAAGAAGAAAAGAUAUGGAUGCCGUUAUGCCUCCGGUUUCAUCGAUGACCUUUACGCUCAACAACGGCAAUAAGUUGCCUGCAGUUGGAUUGGGCACAUAUAGGGUGCGCCAACCCGAUGUUAUCGUGCAGGCUGUGGAUGAAGCUCUGGCAGCUGGUUAUCGUUUAUUUGAUACUGCAGCAGUAUACGGCAACGAGGGGGCUCUGGGCGAUGCUUUUAGAAAAUUGCUCCCUAAGUAUAAUUUGGAAAGAGAAGAUAUA
Molecule: messenger RNA, 438 nt
Organism: Parnassius apollo (apollo)
Lineage: Eukaryota; Metazoa; Arthropoda; Insecta; Lepidoptera; Papilionidae
Source: the annotation of a GenBank genome assembly